AUGGAUGCAAGUAAAGUUCGAGCAAUUGCUAAUUGGGAGCCACCAACCAAGGUGAAGGAGUUGCGAUCUUUCCUUGGAUUAGCAAAUUAUUACAGUCGCUUCAUUGAAGGCUAUUCCAAGAUCGCUGCACCCUCGACGAAUUUUUUAAAAAAGGGUAAGGUGUGGGAUUGGGACCCUCGGUGCGAGAAAGCCUUCAACCAAGUGAAGCAAGCAAUGAUGAGUAAGCUUGUACUCGUGUUGUCGGACUUUUCAAAGGCAUAUGAGAAGGAAGUCAUGAAGGAAUGUCAUGAUUCCAAAUGGGCUGACCAUCCAAGUAUACAUCGUACUUUGACUCUCUUGGAAGAUCGGUUUUAUUGGCCUCACAUGGGUGAUGAUGUGGAGACCUAUGUGAAAACUUGUUUGGUGUGCCAACAAGAUAAGGUCGAGUUGAAGGCUCCUGCUGGCUUGUUACAACCCUUGGUCAUUCCGGAGUGCCCAUGA
Gossypium arboreum is the source of this 480-nucleotide messenger RNA. RefSeq lists its product as uncharacterized. The record is from RefSeq and is a predicted model, not a curated record. Lineage: Eukaryota; Viridiplantae; Streptophyta; Magnoliopsida; Malvales; Malvaceae. The transcript has 2 exons. The coding region runs from base 1 to 480 and encodes 159 amino acids.